AUGUCAUUGAGAGUUUCUAGAACAAGGUUUUCAGGAUACUUCCCUUUUUCAAUUGAAAAGCUUGAUUCACUGAAUGAGUUUGUGGCUAGUCGUUGCAAUUUUUCAGGUUUGCUUCCGUCUUCACUCGGUAAUCUUAGGCGGCUGGUUUAUUUAGACCUUUCAAAUAACACACUUACUGGCUCAAUCCCUGCUUCUUUGGAAACCCUUACCCAACUGUCAUAUCUGUUACUUGAUAAUAAUCAUUUCAGUGGUUACAUCCCGCCUUCUCUUGGAAAUCUAACCCAGCUCACAACACUUUCGCUUGCAUCAAAUCAAUUAACUGGUGCAAUCCCAUCUUCUCUAGGAAACCUCACCCAGCUCACUGAGUUAGACCUUUCUGGUAAUGAUUUCGAUGGUCACAUCCCGUCUUCCAUCGGAGAUCUCAACCAGCUCAUAACACUUUCACUUCCGAUGAAUCAAUUAACUGGGCCAAUCCCAUCUUCUCUAGGCAAUCUUAGCAAACUAACUGCUCUAGAUCUUUCUUCAAAUAAUUUGCACAGUUCCAUUCCCGAGUCCAUAUCCAAUCUCACGAAUCUCGAGUAUCUUUAUCUAAAUAAUAAUAGUUUGAGCGGCAAAGUAAAUUUCCAAAUGUUUCAAAAGUUCCAAAAUCUCCUCGUACUGUAUUUAUCUGGAAAUAAAUUGGAAUUAUUGUUCGAAGAGACAAGGUUUCUGAAUGCAACAGCAACUUUUCCAAACCUAAUGACUCUAGGAUUGGGUUCUUGCAACAUAACAGAGUUCCCAAGGUUCCUAAGAUACCAAGAAAAUUUGAGGUGGCUCGAUCUUGCUGAGAAUGGAAUGCAUGGUCAAGUACCGAAAUGGAUGUGGAACGUAAGCACAGAAAAUUUGACAGUCAUGAACAUUUCUCAUAAUUACUUCCUUUCCGGCUUUGACCAACCUCCAGUUGUUCUUUCGUGGAGCGGCCUACAACUCUUGGAUCUCUCGUCCAACAUGAUUCAGGGAUCACCACUGAUACCUUCACCAUCCAUUGAGUACUAUCUGAUUUCAAACAAUAAGCUAAGUGGAAAACUUUUGCCUUUGAUUUGCAAUCUGACAUCUCUCAAUUACCUUGAUUUGUCAGAUAACAAGUUGAGUGGCAUGCUUCCGCAGUGUCUUGGGAACUUCAGUGAUAAUCUGGGAGUUUUAGACCUUGGAAACAACUCUUUUGAAGGCCAUCUCCCUCAAACAUACACCAGAAAUCUGACGAUGUUUGAUGCUAGUGAUAACAAAUUGCAGGGGACAUUACCAAGGUCAUUGGCGAAUUGCGUAAUGCUCAAAUUUCUUGUUCUGUCAAUUGUCAAACAAUGA
This is a messenger RNA of Rosa rugosa (rugosa rose), 1344 nucleotides long. RefSeq names its product receptor-like protein 7. The transcript has a single exon. Bases 1 to 1344 code for a protein of 447 amino acids. Lineage: Eukaryota; Viridiplantae; Streptophyta; Magnoliopsida; Rosales; Rosaceae. Gene Ontology annotation, molecular function: protein binding. The record is from RefSeq and is a predicted model, not a curated record.